AGCUGAAACCGAAGAAAAACAACUUGUCUCCAGUGUCUGUCAGAGGUGCUGUAACAAUGAGCAAGAAUAUUCAGGAAAUAAGGGAGGCCCCAGAAAGACAAACGAAAGAUGUGAAACUCGAGGAAGAAUCUGUCAGGUUCUCAGUGGAAUCUCUCACACAUUCUCUUAAUCGUGAGGAGACUUUACCAAGGGGCAACAUGCCUAGCAUGGGUGCUGUUAGCCCUUUGCUCAGCAACCCAAACACUUUAGCUUCUUCUGUUUUCAGCACAGCAAUGGAAACCUCAGCCUCUUCUGAUACUGCUAGCAGCCACCCCAGAARUGUUUUCUAUUCAAAAUAUGAGAAGGACAUUGAUUCCAUGAAAAAAAACAUAGGUUAUUCUGGCAAAAAACACGUAGAGAAUACCCAGGAAGAAUACUCUCAGAAAGUCAGAGAUCUACAGAGGUGGCUCAGUGAAACCACAGAGCUACAUGAGCAACAAAAAAUCAGUUUAAAACAGACCAUUUCUUAUUUGCAAACAAAACUAUUGGAAGUGCAGCUGGAAAGAGAUACACUUGAGGAUAUGAGGCAAAGGGAGUCCCACAGCCAAGAGAGCAUAAAAAUGCAGCUUAAAACUACCAUUCAGGAGCUAGAAACAGCCAAUUGCCUGCAGGAGGAGAUGCUGAGGGAGGCUGACAGCCAAAGAGAGCAUCUCAAAAAGAUGGUCCGUGACCAUGAGGAAGUCCUCAUGGAACUGCGUGGCAUCCUCAUGGACUACAAAGGCAGCCCAAGCAAGAAAGCCUUGCAGGAGCAAGAGCAGGAGAACACUGCCAGCUUCCACAUCCACAAUCUGAGCACAGCCUUUACGGAGGUCCUAAGGGAUUUAGACUCAGAGGUGGUGUACCUCAAAGAAAAGGUUGUUCGGGUGGAGGAAGAGUUGGAAUCACUGAAAAAAGACUCUCAGACCAAAACAGAUCUUCUGCUUCAGCAGCAUCAAAAUAGGAUUGAGCAGCUAGUAAGUGAACAUGAACAGGAGGUGGCAGCACUAACUGAAAAAGCUAACAGUGCGCACAGCCAUGCAAAUAGUAUCCAAAGCCAGAUGGAGAUCAUUCAGGAACAGACAAGAAGCCGAAAUUCAAUGCAUGCACAUCAAGUUAGUCAGCUGGAAUCCACUGUUUCUCAGCUGCGUUCUGAAUUACGCGAAGCUAAGAGGACGUACGAGCACAAGGUAGAAGAYCUUGAAAAGCAGUUGCACCUAGCUCGUUCUGAGAUGGCAGAGGCUCAGACACAACGAGAUCAAUAUAGCCAAGAAUCUGGAAAUCUGGAUGACCAGCUUCAUCAGCUGUUGUCUGAACUGCAUAAAAAAGAGAUAGAACUAAAUCUAGAAAAAGAGCAGAACAAGAGAUUUUGGGAUCGGGACAGAGACAGCAGCAUCACUAUUGACCAUCUAAAGAGAGAACUGGACACCAAGAACAUGGAAUUGAAGCACGUGGAAAACACAGUGAAGGCRAUGAGGAUUGAAUGUCAGGAACAAAUGGAGUGCCAGAUGGCUGCCAUUAAGGAAAAAAAUGAAAGCAUUGAAAGAAUCUCUUCCCUGACUGUCCAACUGGACUCAACCAAAGAGAUGCUCCGUAAAGUUAGGGAAGAUCUUAAAGUCAAGCAGAUGAAUUUGGAGGUGGCUGAGAGAACAGUAUCAAAUCUGACAACUUGCCUGCAGGAGAAAGAGAGUGCCAUUGAUGUUACCAAUAAGGAAAUCAAGAAGCUACGUGCCCAAGUUAGCAGUAGGACGCAGGAGCUUCAGCAGCUGAAGAAUGAAGGAGACCGUUUGCAGAGCGUGCAGUCUGAGUGUGACACGCUGAGACUGCAGGUGGUAGAAAAAGAAAGGAUUAUUGGGAUCUUGCAAAAGCAAAUUGAUAAUAUGACCCAGAUGGUGGGCCAGCACAGUCGAGCUGCUGGAGCGAUGGAAGUGGAGAAGUCCCAGCUUAUUAAAGAAAUCAAUGAAUGGAAGAUGGAAGCACAAGAAAUUAAGAUUGUAAAGGAGGAAAAAGAAGCCAGAAUACUUGAUUUGGAGGCCAGGCUGAGCGAGCUGGAAUUGGAAAAGGUUAAGCUGGUGAACACAUGCACUGAAAGGCUCCACACAGUUAAGGAUAUGAAACUGGAAAAAGAGCAGCUAAUGAAGGAGCUGAAAGCCAGUCGUGGUGAGCUAGCUGGCCUUACAGAGGAAUAUGAAGAUUUAAAGAGAAACUUCCGAGGUAAAACUGAAGAGAUGGAGAAUAAUGCUAAGAAAUUGAAAAUGCAGUUGAAAUCAGCCAAAGCUGAGCUAGAUCAGACCAGAGCUGCUCUAAAGACUAUGGAAGGAUCUGAUGGCCAUGCUAUGAAAAUUGCAAUGGGAAUGCAGAAGCAAAUCACAGCCAAGAGAGGACAGAUAGAUGCAUUACAGAGCAAGAUUAAAUUCUUGGAAGAGGCAAUGACAAAUGCAGCUAAGGAAAAGCAUUAUCUCAAAGAAGAAAAUAAUAAACUAAGCCACGAAUUGAGCUAUAUUGUCACAGAAAAUACCAAGAUGGCUGGGGAACUGGAGAUCCUUAGGUCGCAAGACAAACGUCUGAAAGAAAAAAUAUCCAGGAUGGAGACAGCCCUUGAUAAGGCAUCCAUGCAGUUUUCAGAGUGCCAGUGCAUAAUCCAGUGCCAGGAACAAGAAGCAAUGCGCUUCAGGUUGCAGCAUGCUUUAGAUGUGAAGGAGCUGCAGGGCCCGGGCUUCUCCUCCGCCUCGGCCCCAGGCCGGCAGCGCGCGGCGCUGGCGCUGCCCCAGCAGCACAACGCGAGCGGGCCGCCCUGCCUGCCCGCUGCCAGCUGCCUUCCUCACUUCACACCCAAAUCAGGCAUUUUGAAGGAGGAACCACUUCGAGAUUUAAAGAAGAUUCUUCAGGAAUUAAGCUCAGACAGUGAGAUCCCCGCUGUGGCUCUUACCAAGAAUGACAGUGACGGGGCAAGAACAUCACCUUCAGCGACCGUGAGGAGCACCGUAGAAACGCCAGUUAGAGACUCAGGCACAGUAAGCAGCAUGGAGCAGGAUACCGUCAGCUGGGAUCCUUUACCUUUGUGUACAGCAGAUCUUCAGUCCCAGGAUGUUUCGCUGCCUUUCACAUCCACGGGUGGAGCAUCCUUCUUUUUAGCAGCUCCUCGUUACACAUCCUCCCCCAAGAAGGCCCUUGGGGAAGAGAGGGGCCGACCAAGGUCCCCAGUGCACUCGCUGCUGACUGCUCCGACGCUCGCCCUUGACGAUGCUCCUAGCACUUCAUCGGCUGUGCAGAAGGGAGGCUCUCCAGAAGCUACAGCCACAGGCACCCGGAUACUAGCUUCUCAGCCUGUGGAGACUAGUGACAAUACAUCGAGGAAGCUACAGAACAAGAUGGAAAGUCUGCAGAACCUGGUGGAAACACUACAGAUGAAAAAUCAAGCAAUGUCAUCAAUGAUCAGAACUCAGGAGAAGAAGAUAGAGAAAGUGAAAGAAAAGGAGAAAAAAAUAGCUAAAUGAAGACAUCUUAUGCCUUAGUAAUUGCUUUCA
Molecule: messenger RNA, 3542 nt
Organism: Nothoprocta perdicaria
Lineage: Eukaryota; Metazoa; Chordata; Aves; Tinamiformes; Tinamidae
Gene: CCDC158
Product: coiled-coil domain containing 158
Exons: 24
Coding region: 57-3512 (1151 amino acids)
Source: RefSeq, a predicted model, not a curated record